AUGUCCAUGAGAGACGCAGUUCAGUUACUGACCAGAUUAGCGGCAGGGCAGGCUCGCAAGCAUGGAUUAGGGGUUGACUAUGCGGAUAGACAUGAUAUUUUAAGGGAUCAUGACUUCUUGACUUAUAAUCCCCCAGAGUUCUAUGGGUCAAAGCCCGUGGAAGAUUCACAUGAGUUUAUUCAGCAGAUACAGCAUACGCUGAGGAUAAUUACAGCUUUUGAAACUGAGUCUGUUGAGUUAGCUUCAUAUCAGUUGUAUGAUAUAGUUGUUAAUUGGUAUGAGUCUUGGGAGUUGUCUAGGGGUGAGAGUGCUCCUCCAGCAUAUGGGAUAAGUAGGAGAUCCAAUAGUACAGGGUAUUCAAGAGCCGAUCAGAGCUCUAGGGUUUCAGGUUCACAGAUGAACAGGGGGUCGCGCCAGUUGAGGCCACCUUUGCCUCGAUCUUCUCAUUGUGGUAGGCCUUAUUUUGGGAAAUAUCAUUUUUCUAUAGGUGCUUGCUUUAAUUGCGGCCGUCAAGGCCAUAUUAUGAGGGAGUGUACAUUCGGGGGUAGUCCAGGUGGUGCAGCUCAGCCUACUAGUUCAGUUGUUGGUUCAUCUUCUUCUGUGGUUAUAUGCCCUAUGAGGUAA
This is a messenger RNA of Solanum dulcamara, 624 nucleotides long. RefSeq lists its product as uncharacterized. Lineage: Eukaryota; Viridiplantae; Streptophyta; Magnoliopsida; Solanales; Solanaceae. Bases 1 to 624 code for a protein of 207 amino acids. The record is from RefSeq and is a predicted model, not a curated record. Gene Ontology annotation, molecular function: nucleic acid binding; zinc ion binding. The transcript is spliced from 2 exons.